AUGAACCAACUUCGGGGGCUUCUAUCGUUUGCGGGAAAAUCAGCCAAAAUCAGCGGCAAAUUGGGCAAUCGAUAUGUCUUUUCUUCAUCUGCCAUUAAUUUACCGUUUUCAUCAAGAGCAGAGAUGCAACCCGAAUCCCUCGAAUUCUUGGAGCAGCCCGUUUUUGAUGAUUGCGAAUUUUCCAAAGGCACUUUUCAGCGCCCAGAACUAUCCUUUGAAGGUAAAGGCCCUUCUGUUGACGUCAAUGUCCUACAAUUUGACGCUGACUCGCCCGAGGCUCAAGGCGAAGAGCCUCACGCUCUCGCACACAGUGCAUCGAUUGGUAUUGAGGCUCAGAGAGAAGAUAAAAGGCUCACCCUUUCUCAAGCAUUUGAAAGCUUUUUGCGUACACAAGCAAAUUCUGCGUCUGCAGAUGACUGGAGCGAUUAUUUCCACAAGUUCACUCGUCUUAACCACUUUCAACAGUCAUCCAAAGUGCUUGUUGAGAUGAAAAAGGCAGGGCUCAAGCCCGAUGCCAAUCUUUAUCUGACCUUUUUAAUGACAUCACUGGAUGCUUUGAUGGUGGACGAGGUUGCACAUAUUUACUUAAAGCCUUCGGAGUAUUUUAACCGCCCUCAUAGAACGACAUUUGUGGAGUGCGUUAAAACGAUAUAUAAUCUCUACAAGGAAGAAAACUCUUGCGUAGAUGCAAAGUUGUACUAUCGCAUUGCUUCGAUGUUCUAUCGGUUUAAAAGCAUCAGAUAUUAUCGCCUGUUGUUGGAAUUCCUGGAAAACAAUAGGAUUCCCGUUCCGAUUUCCAUCUUCAAUAUGUUGAUGAGUCUGCUCGCAGAAUAUCCAAAUUCCUUCCACAACGUCAAAAUGAUCUACAUUGCACGCAAGACUACAGAUGAAGUCGACCUUAGGUCCACUUAUUGGCUCUUGUAUGCCACCAUCAAAGCCAAGGAGUUUGACGAAUUAAAGUCUUUUAUGGCCGACUUGCAUUCUAAAAAUGAAGCAAAGCAUCACCAUUACGAGAUGAUUAUCCAAUUGCUUUUAAAAAACGGCUUCCUCCAAGAGGCCGUGUCCACUUACAACGAUUUGAAACUUUUGAAGGGCUUUGAACCGACAAAGCAAAUAUAUUGCUCCUUCCUCAUGUAUUAUGGAUUCAAAGUCAAAAACCAAAAGGAGCUGAUGAACAUAUUUUCGGAAUUCACCGAGGCGCAUCCGAAUGUGGAAGGAAAUUCGGAUGUUUUUGCGCUCUACUUUAAGGCCGCUACUUCGCUUGCUCCGCAAAAGGUUUCCGAAUUUUUGAAUGUUUUGAUCGACAAAAAAGUGCCGCUUACCAUUGAAAUAUAUUCGUCCGUUCUCAAUUUUCUUCUCUCAAACAGCAUUUCAUACGAGACACGAUCCUUUCUUUCUAGCCUGUUCAAUAGCUGGGCCAAGAUCGAUGACACCAAGUCCAGCUAUGAAAUUCAUCCCAGCUUGCAUGGUAUUUCUUCUAGUCUUCCAAUCUCUGUCAACUCGAUCUUAGGGCACAUGCAUGCCAAUCAAAUCAAUGCAUUUAACGUGGAUGUCCUGGCCAGCAUCAUCAGGCAUUUUUAUUCAUCCCAAUGUUGGGAGGACAUCAUCAAAAUUUGGGCUUUGGUUGACAAGACACAAAUUUUCUCAAAACCCAGUUCCAUAUACAUUGUCAUGUUGGCUGCCAUUCAUACAAAAAAUGUAAGGCUUACAUUGAGUCUUGUAAAUUUUAUUUGUAAAAGAAGGAUUCUUCUUUUGGAGAAUUUUUCAGAGCGCCUGCUCGAGGCGCUUUCAAACUUUGAUAGAAUUUCACGAGACCAUCCCAUUUUCAAGAUCCUUAAGGGUUCCAUUCUGAGAAAGCAAUCGUCCGAAGCUCAAAGAGAUGCAUACUCUUCACGUUCCACCACUCGUAGGAAUACACGCCGCUCAGAGGGAAGCUUGGAGAGCCGAGAGUUUCGCGAUUCUGGCUCGCAAAGUACAAAUUCGAACCAACAUUCCUCGUCUUCUGCAACAAGGAGCCGGUACAGUGACAACGAUAGAAGUGAAGCGCCUUUUAGACGCAGGUUUGAGUCUAAUGGCACCCCUCGUCAUCAGCAAGGCAUCAAGUCGCUCGAGGACGACAAAAUCUUUUCCUCCUUUUCCAAUGAUCCUCUUUUUUAA
This is a messenger RNA of Mitosporidium daphniae, 2157 nucleotides long. RefSeq lists its product as uncharacterized. The record is from RefSeq and is a predicted model, not a curated record. Gene Ontology annotation, molecular function: protein binding. The transcript has a single exon. The coding region runs from base 1 to 2157 and encodes 718 amino acids. Lineage: Eukaryota; Fungi; Microsporidia.